AGUUUUUGUGUAGUUGAGUAGUUUGUUGUAGUUUGUAGUUUAUUGCUGUUGUUUCUUUGUGUGUGCGUUUUUCGUGUGUUUCUUUGAGUUUUUCAGCUCCCACCCGGUGGACGAGCCCUCGGAGCUGAUGGCUGACAAGGCGAAGGUGCCCGCGCCGCAGUCAGACGCCAUCGCAACAGCAGAACUCCUGUCACGCAUGACGGAGUUGUGCUCGUUGGUGGUUCAACGCCUGGAUGCCGGGUCGGUUUCCCCGCCGCAGGCACAAGCACCUCUACGACUCAACUUACCGGUCCCGUUGUGCCAAAUAAGACUUGACCACCUCUGGUACAUGCUCAAGCAGAACUGGCCGACAUCCUGUUGUGAAAAGCGAGCUCUUGGAUGUGGCACCUGACAGGACGUAUGCUUGCAGGGGACCGGAAUUUGAGGAAACAGAGCUAGGAAGUCGAGGCAGAAGAAAUGAAUAAGUCUCUGAAGGUACGGCACGUGAUGGCUCUGUAGUUUCCUGCUCAUUAUAAGUUCCACGAUCUCACGCAGUAGGAGGUACAGCUCCCAGGCACUGUCUGAAGAUGGCACGGAGUCGCCAAUGAACACACUGAAAGAUGCUGUGACUGCAUCGGCCGUCUUGGCACCGCACGUUAGGGAUGAUGACAGGUUUCAGAUACUUGACAGUGACUUCAAUCAGUACUUGGACCUGGCUGACGGCGACGAAAUAGUGAAUAUGGCAACUGUCCGAGUCUUUCGCCCAUGUGCGUCGCCUGCCCCAACCACAGAGCAUAAUCAAGCUGCGAGCGUGCCAGAUUCUGUGCCAAGUACAUCUGGCACUAGAGCCGAUUCCACUGGAAGCGGAGGCGGCAUACGUGAAGUUAUGCAUGACGUGACUGACCAUGAUGGCAGAAGCUAUACACUCCCGCAGUUUGGACCACUUCAUGCACUGCUAAGGUCUGGUGCUCCCCUCACAUCUAAAGUGCACAGGAAAGUGAUAAACACCCUCUACCAGUCCAUGAUAAAGUGCAGCAUAACUCCAAGUAGGAGAUUCUACUCAAAAGUGGUGUCUCUGCUGUUGGAGAGUUAUCCCUUGCUAGCUGAUGUUGUAGGGACAGGACACGAAUCCUGGGUUGCCUCCCUGUCAACCAAAUUCAAGAAUGAACGGCGCAAGAUAAUGGAUGAUGAAAGGGUCACAGCCAACAGGCUCAAGUAUGGGGGACGGGCAAAAAGGAAGUCUGACGAAGACAGUGCCAAUAACGCUGGGGAGCUCAAAAGGCGGAAGCUACAUAUCGACAGUGCCACUCAAAGCAGUGCCUCUCAUGUGACUGGCGAAGAUAGUAACAGUACUAGAGACCAUGAGGAGUGGCUCCUCAAAGAAUACAAAAAGGAGUCUCCCAAUGAAGAGCUGAUUGAUGUGAGAAUGGCUCUUACUAUGAGAGAGAGAACUGCAUCCUUAAUAAGACUUCCGGUUCCUGUCAGCAAGCAGACGUACCCAUAUCUGAUGGAUGCCAGAAGGUUUUUCAAAGAAUUUGAAAGAAGAUACAAUCAGGAUCCUCUCGAGGGGACAGGCACUGCUCUGCAUCAACUCCGUGAACUUGUGAUCCAGCGUAAAAUAAAUUGUACAGACGACCUCAGAGAGAGUCUAAUUGCUGAUCAAGACAUGGAAGGCAUUGGCGAGACACGUAGAAAACACAUCCUGGAUGUUCACGCCCUUAAGUUCCUCAGCACCUGUGUAAAGGAAAGUGAGGCCAUCGAAAGCAUGUUCGUGAGAGAUGACCAAGAGCUCAUUGUGCAUCCAUGUGUGGUGUACACUGGAAAUUCCAUCGAGGGUGCACAGCACAUGUUCCUGUACGUGGACAAGGUGUGCCUCUUCCGUGUCACUGACCUGAAGCAGGGGACAGCAGCCAUCAUUUCAGCAUACUGGCUUUAUAACAUAGAGUACAGUCCAAAGCCAUUCAACACACUGUGCACACUGGAAAGGCUUUGCCUGAAAGUAUCGGAAACCCGUGCAAGAACACCAGUUAUCAAGUUUUUCAACUGCUAUGGGAAGGAACUUGCCUACAAACAAAGCUGAGUGUGUAGCUGUGGUGUGAACACUUUGUUUUCCCUUCAUUCAAAUUUUACGUGACCGCUUUCGAACAACGUUUACUUGUGAAUUUGAUUAUGCCAGUACGGCUCUAACAUUGGAGUGGACAUCAUUCAUGCUCACCAUUUUAAUUAUUUUGAGUUGAACUCAGGCCAGCUGCCUUGCAGUGUGAAAGCGUUUGAAGUGACAUUUCUAAUAUUGGCUUCCCACGAUUGAGCUCAACACGGUUCGCUUUUCAUGUGAGUUGGGCGAUGGCUUGCUCAGGCCUGAAAUCUGUGUGCCUCGGUAUAGUUAUGCAAGGUGAACCAUAUUGCGCAGAAAUCCAGAGACACAUUUCCGGUUGAAGGCUAGGCAUAUUUGGGUGUUUUAUUUUUAUUUUUACAUUGGCAGUGAAAGCACCACAGUUCACACAUUUAACACACGAUUCCAUUCACUCACGACUGGGCUAAAUUAAUGUUGAUGGAAUUGUAUUAUUCUGCUGGGCUGUUGCUUCUGGCAGGACUCCUAUACCUUACCGAUAACAAGGAAAGGAAACGUGUCAUGAUAGAGGAAGACACACGAAAGCACACAAAGAGGCCACAGACUUCCCGCAAAGCACGUCCUCGAAAAGGUGGCAUUGUUGACUAAUCCGUGAAAUUCCGUGCCAUUUGCUCAUCACAGAUUACAAGACACCUUGCAUGAUUUUGCACAGGUAUAACAUUUCAAUGUGGAACUUAAUAUGUGCGUGACUCACAGGUUUUAGAAGCUGCAACCUUGUGCUUUUGUAGAAAUUUUACUAUGUUCUACUGUUUAUGUAAAACUUCAAAUAAUGCCAUGAGGACUUCAUGUGCAUUUCAUCUAGUCCUCUGAUGUUGCAAUACUAUUGUUUAUUUUGAGUAGUUUUCAGCUGUUUGCUUCUCAGUUCAGGUGAAUUUUUAUUUUCUGACCUUGAGUUAAUAUGCUCUCCCUAGCCAAUAAUCCAAGUUUCAGUAUAUAUAGCUGGACCUUCUUAAUGCACCUGCAAUGCUGAAGUGAAGUU
Ornithodoros turicata is the source of this 3089-nucleotide messenger RNA. RefSeq lists its product as uncharacterized. NCBI's taxonomy places the organism in Eukaryota, Metazoa, Arthropoda, Arachnida, Ixodida, Argasidae. The transcript has 13 exons. The record is from RefSeq and is a predicted model, not a curated record. Bases 584 to 2059 code for a protein of 491 amino acids.